Messenger RNA from Pogoniulus pusillus (Red-fronted tinkerbird), 673 nucleotides. RefSeq names its product parvalbumin, thymic. Gene Ontology annotation, cellular component: cytoplasm. The record is from RefSeq and is a predicted model, not a curated record. Bases 56 to 385 code for a protein of 109 amino acids. The transcript is spliced from 5 exons. NCBI's taxonomy places the organism in Eukaryota, Metazoa, Chordata, Aves, Piciformes, Lybiidae. Gene Ontology annotation, molecular function: calcium ion binding.
UUCCUCCCAGCCAGAUUGCCUCCACGGCCAGUCAAGAAGACCACAAAGUUCAACAAUGGCCAUCACUGACAUCCUUUCUGCUAAAGAUAUCGAAUCUGCUCUCUCCAGCUGCCAGGCUGAUGAUUCCUUCAACUACAAGUCCUUCUUCUCCACGGUUGGUUUAUCCAACAAAACUCCUGAUCAGAUAAAAACAAUCUUUGGAAUUCUUGAUCAGGACAAGAGUGGUUUCAUUGAAGAAGAAGAGCUUCAGCUGUUUCUGAAGAAUUUCUCCUCAAAUGCCAGAGUUCUCACCUCUGCAGAGACCAAGGCUUUCCUGGCUGCGGGAGACACUGAUGGCGAUGGCAAAAUCGGAGUGGAAGAAUUCCAGUCUCUAGUGAAGGCAUAAACAGCACUAGACCAAAGGCAGCCUUGGACUGACUCUUCCAAUUACCUCGUCCAACAAGCACUUGGCACUCAGCAUGUGUUUGUACACUUUUGUAUUGUUCCAGGCACUAACAAUUCCCCAGACAUCAAGUUCACACAGCAGAUUGCAAUGUACAGACGCUUUGGUCACUUGGUAUUGUUACAUUUCCAUUGUAAAGAAGGCACUUUGUGAUUUUCAACCACUCAUACUGUUGAAAUUGUGUCUGGAAGAGGGGAGAAAAAACAGAUCUAGCAAACCAAACAACAAAAC